Molecule: messenger RNA, 789 nt
Organism: Didymosphaeria variabile
Lineage: Eukaryota; Fungi; Ascomycota; Dothideomycetes; Pleosporales; Didymosphaeriaceae
Exons: 3
Coding region: 1-789 (262 amino acids)
Source: RefSeq, a predicted model, not a curated record
AUGAGCAUUGGUUGGGCACUUACUAUUCUCGGCACUGUUCUCCGCGAAUGCUGGGUUCUCCCAACCUUAUACGACUACUACGAUUUUGUAAUCGUGUUCAGUAUAUUCUUCAACAUCGGCCAGUGGAUCCUGCUAUUCAUCGUUGUCUGGGGAGUCAACCGACUGCUCAGUCAGCGCCUCGACUCGAGCCAGGGCAUUGUAAAAGUCGCUACGCUCGCUAUUGUUGGAGUCAUGGCGGCUCUAACAGCGGGAUAUACGGGCCUCAACUGUUACAACACUUGGCAGGCCAUGGCCCGUGGUACGUCCGGAUACCGGUACGUGGUCAAUUACAAAACGUACUAUGACGCAGAGAAGUUUGCUGUUGCAUACGAUGUUCUCUACAUAUUGAGCGUGGUUGCUGGGGGUGCUAUUUCCAUGGCACUGCUCAUGAAGUUACGAUCCAAAGGCAUCGCUAUCAACGACGUUAUCAAAAGAAUAGUUGCACUCACCCUUUGCAUGGUGCUGUCGAAUAUAUUCAUCCUCGUUGUCGAUGCUCGUAGCCUCGAAAAAAAGUACCUGGACAUGGAUGUAAACUGUGCGAUGUAUUAUCUCAACGGAUUCUUUCAGAUAUUCUCAUAUUUUGCCAUCAUCAGCUUGUGCAAGUCAAACUUUUGGAAGGAGAGCGCGACGCAGACGGCAUAUAACACCACUGGAUAUGAUCAACCAGCGUAUGCUCCAGUGCAGCCUCCGCCGCAACAGCAGUUUUACCACGCAGGCCCAAUGGUAGUACCAGUAGCAGCCCGAUCAUAG